AUGGAUAUUGAGCGAGAAGAAAAAACAAUUAAAAAGAAAUACAAGCGAAUAAAUAUCACUGAGCCAUUGGAUUUUAAUUCAUACUCAUCAAAUCUCGAUGAAAAACAACAAUGGUGCAACAUCUUAUCAAUUGAUGGUGGUGACAUUCGAGGUAGCAUUCCUGCUAUUUGGCUAAUGGAACUUGAACGGCAGAUUCGACGACCGAUUUCAUCGAUAUUUGAUGUUAUAGCUGGCACAUCAACCGAAUAUUUUGGUAGUGCAACACUAUCGGAUGCUAAGAGCGAACUGGUUAUACCAGCCGUGAAAAGUGGUGGAAGCGUCACUGACAUAUUUACACGAUUUAAUAGUCAUCAAGAUUCAACAAAAAAUUUUUGUCUUACAGAUAUACUCAUGUGUACAACAGCUGCACCAACAUAUUUCCCUGCUUAUCAAUUCAAUAGUAGUGUCUAUGUUGAUGGUGGUGUACAAGCAAAUAUCCCGGCAAUGAUUGCUUAUGACCACGCUUCAAAGUCUUAUCCACAUUAUGAUAGAAAUCGUGUUCGUCUUCUAUCCUUGGGUACUGGUGAUUAUGUUCCUGAUCCAUUGAAUCUCAAUGCCAAUAGGAAUCUCCUAUUCUGGGCGCGAAAUCAUCAAUCAGUAUUCAAAAUAUUGAUGGAUGGCCCUCAAAAUAAUAUAGAUCUUCAUCUGAAUAGUGUUCUUGGUGACAAUUGUUAUCGAUGGCAAAUAUGGCUCGAAAAUCCUAUUGAUCUUGAUGAUAUUCAAGACAAGAGUAUCAAUCGACUUAUAGAUUUAGCUCAUGGGCAUUUGGAAGAAAUGGAAGCAUACGAUAAUCGUCAUCGACUUGGUUGUUUGAUUGAAAAAUUUCGUUCAUGA
Molecule: messenger RNA, 873 nt
Organism: Rotaria sp. Silwood1
Lineage: Eukaryota; Metazoa; Rotifera; Eurotatoria; Philodinida; Philodinidae
Source: the annotation of a GenBank genome assembly